AUGCAGCAUGAUAGGGGGCAAGUUGAUGAAGAGGAGCUGAGGAAUAUAAAGGAGAGAUUGACUGUAGCAGAAAGGGAAAGAGAUAGAGCGCGUGAUGAGAUUAAAGAGAUGAAGAAGUUGGCUGAUGAGUCAAAUGCCAGGUUAAAAGAAGCAACGUCUAAUGGGAAGGCUGCUGAUGUGUUUACGGAACUCAAUUCAGUAGUGGAAUCUUUGUCAAAAUCAAAUCAAGAGUUGAAGAUCAAAGAAAUGGCUAUCACAUCUUUGAAAGCUGAAGUUGGAAAGCUGCGAGAGGUGGAGGCCAAAUUGGUAGAGAAAGUUAACUUACUGGAAAAACUGAAAAAGGAGUUGAGUGAUGUUAAAUCAACUCAGAGCAUGAAAAGAAAUCAAGGACUUGAGGCUGAAGUAAAGAAAGGGAACGAAGCAGACAUGAAAUUGUUAGAUUCGUUUGCUGUUCAAACAAAGCAGCUUGAACAGACCAAGAUAUUGCUUGAAGAGUCGAAGCUUGAGAUUAAAUCCCUUCACAAGAAGGUAGAGGAAUUGGAGAAACAUGAUAGAGAUAGAAUUUCAUUGCAGAAAGAAAUAGAGAGCCUCAAGUCUGAACUUCAGUUGGCGAGACAGAACCGGACUCAUGCUCAGGAGGGCGGAAAACAUUCAGCAUCGAAGACCAAGAAUCUAAUUGAGGGGAUGGAAUUGCUUAAGCAUGAAUUGAGAUUAGCAACUGAGGCAGAAGAGAACAGCAAGAAGGCAAUGGAUGACUUGGUAUUAGCGCUAUCAGAAGUUGCAACAGAAGCCAGCCAAACGAGGGAGAAGCUUAUGUUAACUCAGGAAGAGUCGGAGCACUUCAAAAAGGAGGCAGAAGAUUUGCAGGAGAAUUUAAAUGGUAUUGAGGACAAGUAUAGGACUCUUUUGAAUGGGGCAAGGAAAGAAACCGAUCGAUAUAGAAAAACAGCUGAGAGGUUGCGUAUAGAGGCUGAAGAAUCGCUUAUGGCAUGGAACGCGAAAGAGACAGGCUUUGUCGAUUGUAUCAAAAGAGCUGAAGAUGAAAAGUCUUGUGCAUGGGAAGAGAACACUAAACUGCUUGAAUUGCUUAGAACAGCUGAGAACAUGAACAAGAUAGCUAAACAAGAGACUCAGAAGGUGCGCGAUAUACUUAAGCAGGCCCUGAAUGAAGCUAAUGCUGCAAAAGAAGCUGCAGGAAUUGCCAGAGCUGAGAAUUCCCAACUCAAAGAUGUCUUAACUGAAAAAGACAAUGCUUUGGUUUUCAUUACUCAAGAGAACGAAAACCUUAGGAUCAAUGAAGCUGCAGCUCUCGAACAAAUCAAAGAGUUGAAACAGUUGCUCUCUAAAGCAUCAGAAACGCAGUGUAAUGUGGAAGACAAGGAAAGCCAACAUAAACAAAAGCCACAGAAUGCAGAGGAGAAGCAGCACAAAAAUGGCAAGAAACUGGGCCCUUCAUACAGUUUCAAUCUUAAAGAGCUAAUAAUUCCCCAUAAACACAAGGAUGUAGAUGAGAACAACAAAACUCCUGAUAAACAAAACAAUAAAGGCGAGGAAGAUGACUCUGACAAUGCUGAUCCACUUAGGGGAUCAAUAUUUGAUGAUGAAGCAGAAUCACCAGUAGCAACUCUCCAUCACCAGAAAAAAUUCACAAAUGAUGGAGAGGUAGCAAAACCGGAGGAUUACGAUCAUCUAGAUGGAGCUCAUAUCGAUGAUCCCGAGAAUGAAAGAAACUCUAUGAGAAAAAGAGCAUAUUUACGAAGAUUUGGAGAUAUUCUACUGAGGAGGGGAGGCUCUAACAGAAGGGGACAACCUGCAGUUGAUGGUGAGGGUCAAAGAAAAGAACUAUGA
Messenger RNA from Dovyalis caffra, 1848 nucleotides. The record is from the annotation of a GenBank genome assembly. NCBI's taxonomy places the organism in Eukaryota, Viridiplantae, Streptophyta, Magnoliopsida, Malpighiales, Salicaceae.